Molecule: messenger RNA, 2523 nt
Organism: Trichogramma pretiosum
Lineage: Eukaryota; Metazoa; Arthropoda; Insecta; Hymenoptera; Trichogrammatidae
Product: coiled-coil domain-containing protein 65
Exons: 3
Coding region: 903-2252 (449 amino acids)
Biological process (GO): regulation of cilium movement; axonemal dynein complex assembly; cilium-dependent cell motility
Cellular component (GO): axoneme; axonemal dynein complex
Source: RefSeq, a predicted model, not a curated record
AAAAAAGAAACUCGAGAGAUGGUAAUCUGCCAAUCGAAUCCAUGUAUUAUAAUAAACGAGUCCAACGAACAAAUUGCCACUUUUUAAUCGAAAAAUAUAAAUACAAGGUAUAAGUUUAUACUCCGAUCAGUCUACUUUCUGUCGUUGUUAUUAUGUGAAUGAUAUCACAUCGCUCCACAAUUUGCCCCGUCGUAAAAAAAAAAAAACAUACACACACACACACACGUAGAGCCGCUACCACCCCCGCGCGCGCAUCGAAAAAAAGUAAACCAACGGCAUACUACCUAUAAGAGUUCUGUAUACACGUAUGUAGGUAUAUAUGUAAGCGCUGCCGCGUCGCGUUGUAUUUGCAUUAAAAUGACCGCGCGCUUGGAGGCUCGCUCGGGGGUUUAUUUUAUAUCUCGACCGAGCGAUCCGCGGCCCGCUACUAGUCCGUCUCUAGUCCGUCCGUCCGUCCGUCCAUCCAUCCAUCCAUUCAUCUAGAGGCCUAUAUAGCCUCUCUAGGCGCGCACACGCUCACUCGCAAUUAAGUGUCGGCAGACCUACAUACAAUGCCCUCGCGCCCAAUAAACCCAGCCGCCAACCACCCCCGCUUUACAAGGUACCUGCUCUAUGUAUGUAUGUAUAUGUAGUGCGAGCGCACCGCGCCGAGCGCGGCACGUAUGAAAUAGCAACAAAAAAAAAAGAAAAAAAAAAGAGUAUCGAUCAAACUCGGGCGCGCGCGCUAAGGUAGCGGCGGCGGGGGCUUUGAGUCCGCGAGGGCCGAGAGUAGUACUCUAAGCUCUUCUAUACACCUGUGCGCACCCACAUAGAAUACGACGACGAGGACGCUUGGUGCACAGUGUUUUCAUUGACACGCGUGUGAUUUUUGAAAGUUUAAUAAAGCAAAAGAAAAAAAUAACAUGCCGACGAAAAAGAAGAAGGGAAAGGCCUCGAAGCUGGCCAGAAUGAGCGACGAGGAGAGGGCCAGGUACCUGCAGCACCGGGCGGACGUCGAACUCGAGGCCAAGAGGAGAAAGCAACAGCUGAUCGCCGCCUUCGCCAAGAACAAGCUCAGACGCGAGGAGGCCUUCACUCGGAUCAACACCGCCAAGCUGAACGAGCAGUGGCGGGCCAGUCUGCGGCGCAUCAAGUGCUCCGAGCUCAAAGACUGCGUGAAGCAUCUCUGGCGCGAGUUCGAGGAGCUGCUGAAACGCAAGGACGACUUCGUGCGCCGUAUGUACGACGAGCUGCUCGAGGCCGAUCUGGAUCAUCGUCGCUUUCAGGAGGCCCACAUGGCCUGCCUCGACGACAUCAUCGACAAGGGCAAGGAGCGCGUCGACUAUCUGCGCCGCAAUUACGAGGAGUCGAUCCAACGCAUCGAGAUCGUCGAGAUCGAGCAUCUGAGGAAGCACCGGCUCGAGAUGAAGGAGUCGCUGGUGAAUCUCAAGACCAUCAUCUUCGCCAAGAGCAAGCACCUGGAGGAGGAGCUGGCCGAGCUCAGGACCAAGAACGCCGUCAAUCUGCACAAUCUCGUCUUCUCCAAGGAGGAGUCGCUGCUCAAGCUCAAGCAGCGCAUGCACCCGAAGAUGGAGUCGCUGUGGCGUCAGCUCAACGAGGCGAUCGCCAAUUACGAGCGCACCACCGAGAGCAAGCGCAAGCAGUACGAGUACCUCAAGGAGCAGGACGAUCAGCACAGGGCGGAAUCGGCGCGAUUCCCGCGUCGGCACGCCGAGCUGAAGCGCAGCGUCGAGCACUGGAAGCGCAGUCUGGUGCAGCUGGCCCUCGAUCGCGAGGAGACCAUCGACGAGCUGAGGCUGCAGGCCGAUCUGCUGAUCAAGCAGGUGGGCCGAAUGCGGCAGGACAUCAAGUCCGCCCAGAAUCUCGACGCGCUGCAGCUCAAGAGGCUGAGCGUGCUGAGCAGCGAGGCGAUCACGGAAUUGGAACGAGUCAUGGACAAGGUGACGGAGAUACAGACGAUGGCGCAGCUCUGCUCCGAGCUCGAGCCCGUCACCCUCAAAGUCAAGAAGUACUCGCUCAAGAACUUCGAGCUCGCCAAGGACCUGCUGAAGAUCAAGGACGAGCCCUUCGGCUUUCUCAAGAAGAUCGAGGGCUUUCGCGAUCAUCUCUACUGCGUGAUCGAGGAGAACAAUCUGCUGAAACGCGAGCGCCUCGGCCUCGCCGAGGAGAACGAUCGGCUCAAGCACUCGCUGCGCGCCUAUCUCAUCACCGUGACCAGGGUGCCGACCAUCAGGCCGAGGACGCGAGCUUAGACGAUGACAGCCGGGGUGUUCGUUAUCGUUGUUAUUAACGAGAAAAUAAUUGGAGGAAAAUCAGAGUAAAUGAAAGAUUUUAAUUCGAAUCGAGUUUUUAAAGGUGCGCGGAAGGGGAUUAUAUUGUAUAUUUUUUCGAGGAUUAUAACGAGCCCGGGAAAAUGAAUGGUCCAGAGAUUUUCUUGGUAGUUUAUAAAAUGUUAUAUUUUAUUCGUAAAAAAAGAAGCAGAAGAAGAAGAAACAAUCAAGAAAAGAAUGCUACAAUUUACAA